AUGUUUGUGAUUACCUGGCUGGUGAACGAGCUAGCGAGGGGGAAAGGGGGUGGGGGAGGUGGGACCCAAGACAGGAAGUACAAGGCGGAGGGGCAUCCCACCAUCGUGCUGGCAGGGGUGGAGUAUGAAAGCCGCUUUUUCCAAGUACAAGGCGGAAGGGCAUUCCACGAUAGUCCUGGCAGGGGCGGAAAGUACAAGGCGGAGGGACACCCCACCAUCGUGCUGGCAGGGGCGGACGUACCCACCACUGAACCUGGUGGGGAUGGGCAUCAUCCCGCUCUGCUUCAAUCUGUCCCUAUCUCGUUUCCCUCCUGCUCCUUGCCUUGUCUCCUCCCAGGGAGUGCGGGCGGUGAUUUCCGUCUCAUUCGAGCGCAUUCACCGCAGCAACCUGGUGGGAAUGGGCAUCAUCCCGCUCUGCUUCAAGCCCCUCACCAAGCUCCCUCACUCUUGCCCCCACCUUUUCUGCCUUGUCAUACACACCUACAGGGAGUGCGUGCUGUCAUCUCCGUCUCAUUCGAGCGCAUCCAUCGCAGCAACCUGGUGGGGAUGGGCAUCGUCCCGCUCUGCUUCAAGCCCCUCUCAUUCCUCCCUCCCGUCCUCCUCUCCCGUCUGCUUUCUCCCACCAUCACACCACAGGGAGUGCGAGCUGUCAUCUCUGUUUCAUUCGAGCGCAUUCACCGCAGCAACCUGGUGGGAAUGGGCAUCAUCCCGCUCUGCUUCAAGCCCCUCACCAAGCUCCCUCACUCUUGCCCCCACCUUUUCUGCCUUGUCACACCACAGGGGGUGCGGGCGGUGAUCUCCGUCUCAUUUGAGCGCAUUCACCGCAGCAACCUGGUGGGAAUGGGCAUCAUCCCGCUCUGCUUCAAGCCCGGUCAAAACGCCGAGACGCUGGGGCUGACUGGCAAGGAGCGCUUCUCCUUCUCCCUGCCGCCGGUGGAUCAGAUCCAGCCCGGCCAGGACGUGGUGGUUUCCACGGACAACGGAAAGUCGUUUACCUGCACCCUGCGCUUUGAUACUGAGAUCCAGCCGGGGCAAGACGUGGUGGUUUCCACGGACAACGGAAAGUCGUUUACCUGCACGCUGCGCUUCGACACGGAGCUCGAAAAGGCCUACUACAAUCACGGGGGCAUUCUGCACUUUGUGCUGCGUCAACUGCUGGCCAAGUCCACUGCUGCUUGA
Molecule: messenger RNA, 1179 nt
Organism: Closterium sp. Naga37s-1
Lineage: Eukaryota; Viridiplantae; Streptophyta; Zygnematophyceae; Desmidiales; Closteriaceae
Source: the annotation of a GenBank genome assembly